Saprolegnia parasitica CBS 223.65 is the source of this 2510-nucleotide messenger RNA. RefSeq lists its product as hypothetical. Gene Ontology annotation, molecular function: chromatin binding. The transcript is spliced from 9 exons. Lineage: Eukaryota; Oomycota; Saprolegniomycetes; Saprolegniales; Saprolegniaceae. Gene Ontology annotation, biological process: mitotic chromosome condensation. The record is from RefSeq and is a predicted model, not a curated record. Gene Ontology annotation, cellular component: condensin complex. The coding region runs from base 22 to 2466 and encodes 814 amino acids.
GUGAACUUUAGCGGCAGCGCAAUGGCCAAGGGCGGAGACAAGCGACAGCGCCGGGACAGGACGCCCGAGCCGCCGGCCGAGGCCCGCAAGAAGGCCAAGGGGGGCCAUGAGACCGACGACGACGACGAAGAGGACGACGUCCGUGGCAUCACGAUGCGCUCGAAGAAGAGCAAGCCGCUCCGAGCGCAGCCGAUGGACUCGACCGACGACGAGGCCGAAGACGACAACAACGCCAUGGCGCCGCCGGCCAACGAAGACUAUACUGCCUCCGAAGAGAGCGCGUUUGUGACACCGGCCGCGACGCCCAACGAGCCGCGCGACGCCACGCAGACGGAAGAGGCCAUGGCUCGUCGCCGCAUGCGCAUCAAGGGGUCGCUCUCUCGCCGGAAAUCGCUAACGCCUGUGACCAAGACGAAGCAGUACGUCGCCGACAUGUACUCAAAGAUCAUCCAAAUGUCGUCGGAAAACAAAAUCAACUCGAAGAACGCGUUCUCGCUCCACCUGAUCGACCACAUUGACGACAUCCUCGUCGAGAAGCGGCAAGAGGACGAAGACUCGACCGACACGUACAACUUUCAAAAGGCCAGCUGCACGCUCGACGCCAGCGUCAAGAUCUAUUCGUAUCGCGUCGAUGACACGUGGAACUCGUCGUUCAAGGUGCUCGAGAACCUCACGCGCGGCGACGACGUGCCAGACGACGACGGCGACGACGACGGGGCGUCCCAGCGCCGCCAGGCCACCAAGAAACUCACGACGGGCAACACGACCGAGUCCAAUAUGAACAAUAUCAACAUGAAGUCGGUGGACCUCGAGUUCCAAGUCGACCCGCUCUUCCAGAAGAUGUCGCAGGCCUUUGACGAAGGUGGCGCGAAGGGCAUGCUUCUCGUCAACCUCAGCGUCCAUGACGGCUGCAAGAUCAUGCUCGACUCGAGUAACGUGCAGGCUGUACCCGAAAAAGUCGAGCCGACGGCUCUUGCCGACAAGGUCGAGGCCAAGCCGCUCAUCAACAUUUCGAGCUUGGCGAAGCGCUUGCGCGCCGAGCCGACGCUGGCAGAGGAACAAGAAAUUUGCCCGAAGCUUGAGCAUUUCUAUGACCAGCUCAAGAGCAUGAACCACGAUUUUUUCGAAAAGAAGGUGACGGUGCCCCGCCUCGACAUUGCGGCGUCGCAAGAGAGUCGCCCGCGCCGCAUGACGCUGCUCCCCAACGCCAACGAGUCGAUGAUGGACGACGACUACGACAUGGGCAUCGGCGCCGACGACGACGACAACGACGAUGAUUAUGCGCCGUCCGAGUACGCCCCGACGCCGGCACCGGCACCGAUCGAUCCCGCGUCGGUGGCAACCGCCGUGCCCGACGACGAAGAGCAGGACGAGACGGUCGCCAAGCCGCUCAACUUUGACGACGUCGAAGACGACGAAGACGACGAACAGCCAGAGAUUGAAGCGGCGGUGGAGCAUCAUCCGCCAAUGGACGACAUUGACGACCAGCACCAGCACAUGCUCGAGAGCGCGCUCAUGCGCUCGGUGGGCGGCGACAAAAAUGAUGAGUACUCUUUUUUCGACGUCAAGACGCUCAAAAAUUGGGCGGGGCCGUCCCACUGGAAGCUCAAGCUGCGUGGUGUCCGGGCAUCGGCCAAGCCGUCGGCGAAAGCAUCGGCGAAAGCCUCGGCCAAGCCGUCGGACAAGUCGCGCAAGAAGGAAGCGUUUACGUUUACGGCCACCGAGUACGACAUGGCGGCAGCCUUGAAGAAGCCCAAGUCCAAGACGGCGUUGACGCUCACGGUCACGAUGUGCAAGCGGUACGAGCUGGAAGCCGCCAAGCUCGUGUACCCCGUGGACCUCCACGUGCAGCUCUCGGGGUUUUACCAGCUGUUUACGCGGCCGCAGUCAAAGAUCUUUGCGCAGGCGCCGGCGUUGAUGAUGAGCCACAAGAGCAGCGCGUCGACGGUCGCGGCCAUGUCGUUUGGUCGGACGCCCGUGCUCUCGAACGACCACGCACCCAACGACAACGACGACGAUGACGGGAUUGACUUUGGCGGCGGCGCCGAGGAUUUUAACCCAGCCGACGACUACAACGUUUCUGGGCUGCUCCAAGCCGACCGCGUUGUCGACAAGAUCAACAUUACGUAUGAAAAGUUCGCCAAGCGCGUGGACGUCAAGAAGCUCAAGGAAAGCAUUUGGUCGACGCUGCCCUUCCAUGUCGAGAGCAAUGACGACGAAGAAGAGACGAAGGAAGAUGCUGCAAUGGACGAGCUUUCGGCGUCGGCGGCCAAGCUCCACGUGGACGAUGUGGUUUCGUUUGAAGACAUGGUGCAUGACGUGGCUCCAAACGUGCCUCGCAAUGUGACCGUGUCCUUCUACUUUAUUUGUAUGCUGCACCUCGCGAACGACAAGGGACUUGAACUCACGGGGCAAGACGACCUCCAAGAUUUCAAAAUCGCCAAAGACAAGUCGAUCGUGCACUAGUUGGCUCUACCAUUCGUAUCCGCAGCACAUGGUUUCUCUUCCCA